AUGGCCACGACCAUGAGUCGUCCCCGCGUAUCGAGCGGGGACGAGAUCCAGGGCUCGACCCUGCUGGCGCUGUUCGCGGCGCUUGUGGCUCUCAACGCCCUCGUCGCACCGCACCUCGCGGGGUGCCCCAUCGGCGACGGCGGGUCCGGGGCGAAGGGAACGGGGGGCACGUGCGCGGCGACGGACGCGUCCAUCGGCGGCAGUCGCGACGUCGCCGUCUUCGCCGCCGCCAUGUUCGUCGCGGCGACCGCCUUCGCGCUGGUGAACGCGGCGAUGACCGCGUCGCCCGAUCGAUCGAGGCACUUUCAGUCGGCAGCGUACGUCAACGCCUGCGCGGCGUUCGCGCACCUGCAGAUGGUCCGGGGCGAGAACUGGCACGUGUCCUCCGCCGACGGGUUCAGCAUAUCGGGCUUGAGGCUGCUGGAGUGGCUGUUCGGCACCCCGGUCAUGAUCGUCCUGGCCAAACAGCUGUACGCGCUGAGCAGGGAACCCCCGGUGGACUACGUCAGCGCCGCGGUCAAGUUGUUCGAGAGGGACAGGGGCGCGGACGGCGUGUACAUACCCCCGCCGUCGAUCCGGCUGGUCCAGGCGGACGUUCUCAUGCUCGUGUGCGGGUGCUUCAUCGCUAACCUCGCGCCGGCGCCGCCCGCGGUGAGAAACGGCGCGCUCUUUGUCGGCGUCGCAACCUUUGGUUACGUGAUUUCGCACCUGUCCCGGUGCCUCGCCGGCUCGGCGGUGUACAGCGCGAUCGCGGGGGUGCGAAAGGACGCCAAGUUCGGAUACGCGCUCGCGGUGUUUAACGUCGUGUCGUGGUGCGUGUUCCCGACCGCGUAUUUUCUGCACGUCUCCGGACGUAUCGACGCGGCGCGGCUCGACCUCGGGUACGCCAUCGGGGACGCGUUCGCAAAGUUCAGCUGCACGAUGCUGUACGUCACGGGCUGCGGGCGGAUCAUGGACCUGGCGGAAGACGAAGCGGCGCAGCGAACCGACGCGCAGGUUGCCGAACAGCGGGAGUACAUCAGGGCGGUGUGCGCCGAGCUCAAGGCGCCCCUGGACGCCAUAGUCGGGUACGGACAGAUGAGCGCCGACUACGACGAGAACGGCGAAAAGACGCCCUCGCAGGUUCGCAGGUUCCAGAGGGCCAUCCUGACCAGCGCGGAGUCCAUGAGGGAGCUGGUGAGCCAGGCGGCGCAGUACAGCAAGGUACACGGGGAGAUACACGCGCGCGGCAGGAUGAUGACGGGCAAAGAGGGCGAGGAUGUGGGUUUACCGCGGGUGGCGUGGCGGAAGGAAGGCGGCGACUCUCGAGCGUUUCCGCUGCCGCCGAUGCUUCCAACCCCCGGUCGAAGGUUCAGCCGCGUCAGCCGCGAGUCCUUCGACGGGGACGACGAAACGGACCCCCCGAGCAGCGUCUUCACGUUGGGUAAGCUCCAGGAUCUGGUGGUCAAGGCGGCGAACAUCCCGGUCGGGUUCGAGCUCACGUGCGAGAUCUCGCCCCCGGCCGCCACGCACACCGAGCACUUUCGAGCCAACACCCGGCUGCUUCGACAAGCCCUCGCGACGCUCUGCGAAACCGCCGCGGCGCAGCCCUCCGUCGUUCGCAGGGCGGGCGGCGUCGAGGCUGCUCGGGCGAGGGGCGCGCCGCCGUGCGUGAGGCUGAGCGCGAGCUUGGGCGCGACGAGGAAGAUGGAGAUUGCGCCCGUCAUCGACCCCAACGACGAGUCCCGCGACGAAAGCCUUGAAACGUCGGACCUGCCCGAGUGGACGGACGCGACGUUCACCGCGUCUUUGAUCCUGGACCGUCGCGUCGGUUCGCAUCCGAGCGACGCCUCCAACUCGGGAAACCCCCACUCACUCGGCGUCGGCGUCACCCCCGAGGAGCUCGCCAAGCGGCGCAGGCUGGAUCUGUCCACGACGGUGGCCAAGACGGUGGUGACGGCGAUGGGCGGUUCGUUGAUUCGGCGCCAGUCCGACUCCAUGUCCGGAGACGCGUCCGGCGAUCAGUUCUCGUUCACGGUGCCGCUGCUUCGAACGUCGCGUGACGAGAGCGAGUGCGACUUCGUGCCCGUCAUGCCGCUUCCCCCUGGGCGAACGGUUGGGGCGGUGCUCCUUCGUGCGCGAGGCGCGGUGGGAGCCGGCGCCAUGUCCGCCAACCACGUCGAACACGUCGCGUCGUCGUUGAUUUCGUACGGGGCGAAAGUAGACAAAUGCGAACACGAAUCGGACGCGGCGUCGCAGCUGUCGGAGUUCGCUUCAACCGAUGACGUCUACCCGGUGCUGGUCAUGGCCGCGGACGACGAGGGGGACGACGAGAACUCGUGGCGUCACGAGCGCCUCCUCGCCGCCGCCGGCGCGCGGGGGUCCGUCGUCUUGUUCUCCUCGGACGCGAGCGACGACGUCGGGUCAGACCCGAAACCGUCACGUCACAGGCGUUACGCCAACGACUCCAACGUCGUCGUCGUCGCCAGGAACGCGACGGGCGAGGAGGUGCACGAGGCACUGUGCGGUGUCCUCGCGCACGUCGCCGCGAACGAUGCGAACCCCACGGCGGCGGAGCCGUCGAAUCAAGCCACCCCGAGCGAAGACGUCUCCAACCCCACAAACGACGAGGAGAGGCGGAGGGAAAAGUUCGACCACUCCGCGUCCGGCGCGUGGUUCAAGGAGCUCGGCGAGAGCGAGCACCUGACACGCGCCAACUCCGAACACAGGAAGUCGCGCGCCAGUCACGACGCCGACGAGGAUCCGUACGCGUUUCACGGGAGCCCGAGCCCGCAAAAACGGUUGGUGGACGAGAGCUCGCAAAAAAACGACGCCAUCCCGGAACGAACCGUCGCCAAACCCGAACCGGCGUCGACGGCGAGCAAGGUCAAGCACGGCUUCAAGGACGACGAACUCGACGGUCUCGACGUCCUGGUGGUGGAGGAUAACCACUUCCAACUUCGCAUCGUCAAGGCUACGCUUCAGCGCAGCGGCGUCACGCUGGACGUGGCGCUGCACGGCGCCGAGGCUGUGGCGCACGUGCGACGGAGGGUGGACGCGGGCGGGAAGCUGUACGACCUGAUACUGAUGGACUCCAUGAUGCCGGUGAUGGAUGGGGCGACGGCGACGCGGGAGAUUCGCGCGAUGGAGAGCGCGUACCGGUCGUCAAAGACGGGCGACGAGCUCCGCGACGCCGGCAACGCGCAGCCCAUGAUCAUCGUCGGGCUCUCCGCCGAGGGCGGUCCCGGGUACGAGCAGGAGUCCAGGGACGCGGGCAUGGACGGGACGCUGGGUAAGCCAUGCAGGCCGGAGACGAUGAGGAAGACGCUGAAGGAGGUGCACAGGGGGGAGUGGAAGAGGGGGACGUUCCAGAGCGCGUCCAAGCGAGCGAGCCUUCACUUUUGA
Micromonas commoda is the source of this 3384-nucleotide messenger RNA. RefSeq lists its product with no specific name. The transcript has a single exon. The coding region runs from base 1 to 3384 and encodes 1127 amino acids. Gene Ontology annotation, biological process: phosphorelay signal transduction system. Lineage: Eukaryota; Viridiplantae; Chlorophyta; Mamiellophyceae; Mamiellales; Mamiellaceae. Gene Ontology annotation, molecular function: phosphorelay sensor kinase activity. The record is from RefSeq and is a predicted model, not a curated record. Gene Ontology annotation, cellular component: membrane.